This is a messenger RNA of Mangifera indica (mango), 843 nucleotides long. Its product is annotated as protein DEHYDRATION-INDUCED 19 homolog 3-like. NCBI's taxonomy places the organism in Eukaryota, Viridiplantae, Streptophyta, Magnoliopsida, Sapindales, Anacardiaceae. The record is from RefSeq and is a predicted model, not a curated record.
AUAUGUUCAUGGUGUUUGAAGAAAUCGAUGGAGAUGAUGAUAUAAGGGAGGAAUUUCCAUGCCCAUUUUGCUCAGAGUACUUUGAUAUUGUUGGCUUGUGUUGCCACAUUGAUGAUGAGCAUCCUGUAGAGGCAAAGAAUGGGGUUUGUCCAGUUUGUUCAAUGAGGGUGGGGGUUGAUAUGGUUGCACACAUAACUCUACAACAUGGAAAUAUAUUUAAAAUGCAGCGCAAGAGGAAAUCACGUAAGGGUGGAUCUCAUUCUACUCUUUCUUUGUUGAGGAAAGAACUGCGGGAGGGAACUCUACAGUCCCUUUUUGGGGGUUCUUGUAUGGUUUCCUCAUCCAAUGCAGCACCAGAUCCAUUAUUAUCUUCGUUUAUCUUGCCUGUGUCUGAUGAUUCUGUUAGUAUCCAGUCUCACCUAUCUUCUGCAACAAACUCAGCCAAGAAAAGCUCUAUUGAGAAGGCUUCACAACAAAAUGUCCUGUCGACUCCUGUGUCCCUUAAGGAUCGGGAAGAGAAGGCGAAAAGGUCAGAGUUUGUUCAAGGUUUGUUGUUGUCCACCAUUCUUGAUGAUAUUUUAUGAAGAGAAAACCAUGGUGGAUAAUGAUGCACCGAUGGUGUUGAAAUUUACAGCCACAGAACCCCGCCUGCAGUCUAUGGUUUGUCUGUAGUAAUAUGCCUAUGUAUUAAGCAGAGAGUGUUGAAUAAGGUGAGGUAGGAGUGUAAUUUAUGUUGCAGGAGUAUGUUUCUCAUUAGGCCUGAACUGACUUCGAUGUCAGCUUUUAAUCUGCGGAUAAUAUAAUUUAAAAAUGAAGGAGUAAAAGGAAAAUAAUUUCAUCCCA